CGCCUUAAAUAAAGGAAAUUUAAUUUUCGCAAUUUUUCAUUUUCAUCGCCCAAUUUAUUAACACAGUGAAAAUUCAAUUAUUACAAAAAUUAAUGGAGUACAAGAGAUUAUUUAUAUUCACAAUACUAUUGGCGACAUGUUUUUUAAUUGGCGUGACAUGGGCUGACAAUGCCACACAAACAAAUGGAACUGAGAUAAAGACACAAAAGCCAGCUUUGGUUAGCAGCACUGUUGGACCACCAAUAACCAAGGUAUUAAGUAAAUCCGAACUACCAGUGGCAAAUACAACGACAGCACCCAAAUGCGUAUGUGAUGGUGCUUUAUUACCACGUUUGGGAGAAAACGGUAAGGCUUUGGAAAUCUGCCCCGAAUGUAAAUGUAAACAUGAAGCCCGCAAUACUACAUUAACAAAGGUCGUUGUAAUUAUAGUGAUUUGGAUUAUAUCCAUUCUAGUGAUAUACAUGCUCUUCCUAAUGUGUCUGGAUCCACUGUUAAACAAACGAGUCAAAGCCAACUAUCAGGAGCACACCAAUGAAGAUGAUGAUACCACUACUGCUUCUCCUUCUAUGCCUUCUACAGCAAAUCAAGAACUUAAUGCCCGGGCCAAUGUUCUUAAUAGGGUGGGCCAUCAACAGGACAAAUGGAAGAGACAAGUGCGUGAACAGCGUCGUCACAUCUACGAUAGACGUACCAUGCUUAAUUAAACUAAAUACGUUAUAAACUAAAUUAAUAUGGAAGGAAUUAUUUCCUAAAAUGUUGGUGGCGGUUUGGUCACAAGUAUUUAGUGACGCAGCAAUUAGUAAACAAAAUCAUUUUAUUGUGUAUAAUUAAUAUUAUAUUAUUAGAAAAGUUAAUAGUUUCAUUAAUAUUUAUCAUACAAGUUUUCUGUCUUUCUCCUGUUUUCAGUUGCUUUUUUUGGAUUUUGUCCCGUAAUUAAAUUUUUAUUUUUCAUUUCUUUUUAUUUUGGGCCUCAUCUGGUUUAGGAUCUCACAUUUGAAUGUACGAAAUUAGUAUUGAUUUUACAUACCAUAUUUCCCUUUUCUUUUAAUUUGAACAUUCGUAUUUUCAUACAUAUUCAUGCAUACCAAUAUUAGCCACAUACUUUAUUAAUAUUUAAUUAGAAUUAAAAUCAUAAUUUAUCAAGUAGAGAACAAAAUUUAAUAAACAAAAAAUACAAUUCUAUUUAAUCAAAA
Molecule: messenger RNA, 1193 nt
Organism: Calliphora vicina (urban bluebottle blowfly)
Lineage: Eukaryota; Metazoa; Arthropoda; Insecta; Diptera; Calliphoridae
Exons: 5
Coding region: 93-704 (203 amino acids)
Cellular component (GO): lysosomal membrane
Source: RefSeq, a predicted model, not a curated record